CAGAGCUCAAAUAAAUUACUAAUAUUUAGUGUUCAAGGUGGAUCUGUCUUAAAUUCAUUCUAAAGAACUUCUGACUGUUGUUGCUAAAACACAACAUUUGAUGAUAACCACGAAGAACUCUGGACUUUGUCUCUUUCAGGAUCUUUGACUGACAGUAAAACCAUUAAAUGUUUCUGAGUUGCAGUAAAUCUUAUGGAAAAUCCCAGACUGUCCUGGACUCUGGUCCUGAAAUCCCUCCUCCUGAUGACAAAACCUUUGAAAGUUCAGAGUCUGGAAGGGAAACAAGCUGUGAGGAAACCUUCAGCAGAAAGAACUGCAGCUUCUUCAACUGGAACUCUGCAGCAAAAUGAACAGGAAGGAUCUGGAUGAAGAAAGCUUCUGCUGUUCCAUCUGUCUGGAUCUGCUGAAGGAUCCGGUGACUAUUCCCUGUGGACACAGCUACUGCAUGAAGUGUCUUCAAGGAUUGUGGGAUGCAGAGGAGAAAGUCCCCAGCUGUCCUCAGUGCAGGAAGACCUUCACACCGAGGCCUGUUCUGGGGAAAAAUGUCAUGUUAGCAGCUUUAGUGGAGCAGCUGAAGAAGACCGGACUCCAAGCUGCUCCUGCUGGUCUCUGCUAUGCUGGACCUGAAGAUGUGGUCUGUGACGUCUGCACUGGAAGAAAACUGAAAGCCAUCAAGUCCUGCUUGAGCUGUCCGGCCUCUUACUGUGAGGAACACCUUCAGCCUCAUCUGAAAGCAGCUGCAUUGAAGAAACACAAGCUGGUGGAACCCUCCAAGAAGCUGCAGGAGAACAUCUGCUCCCGUCAUGAUGAGGUGAUGAAGAUGUUCUGUCGCACUGAUCAGAAGAGCAUCUGUUAUCUCUGCUCUGUGGAAGAACACAGAGGCCACGACACAGUCUCAGCUGCAGCAGAAAGGACUGAGAAGAAGAGAGAGCUGGAGGAGAGUCAGCAACAAAUCCAGCAGAGAAUCCAGGACAGAGAGAAGGAGGUGAAGCUGCUUCAACGGGAGGUGGAGGCCAUCAAUCACUCUGCUGAUCAAACAGUGAAGGACAGUGAGAAGAUCUUCACUCAGAUGAUCCGUCUCCUCCAGAAAAGAAGCCGUGAUGUGGAGCAGCAGAUCAGAUCCCAGCAGCAAACUGAAGUGAGGCGAGUCAAAGGUCUUCAGGAGGAGCUGGAGCAGGACAUGGCUGAGCUGAAGAGGAGAGACGCUGAGCUGAAGCAGCUCUGGCUCACAGAGGAUCACAGCCACUUUCUGCUCAACUACCCCUCACUGCCCCCACUCAGUGAGUCCACCCCCUCAGCCAGCAUCCAUGUCCGUCCUCUGACAUACUUUGAGGAUGUGACAGCAGCUGUGUCAGAGCUCAGAGACGAACUGCAGGACAUUCUGAGAGAGGAAUGGACAAACAUCUCACUGACAGUCUCUCAUGUGGACGUUUUACUGUCAGAACCAGAACCAGAACCAAAGAGCAGAGCUGACUUCCUCAGAUAUUCACGUCAAAUCACACUGGAUCCAAACACAGCACACAGACAUCUGUUACUGUCAGAGGAGAACAGAAAGGUGACAGCGAUGGAAGAACCUCAGUCUGAUUCUGAUCAUCCAGACAGAUUUACUGAUUGGUUUCAGGUUCUGAGUAGAGAGAGUCUGACUGGACGUUGUUACUGGGAGGUAGAGAGGAGAGGAGAAUAUGUUGGUGUAGCAGUCGCAUACAAGAACAUCAGCAGAUCUGGAAGUGAAAGUGGAUUUGGUUUAAAUGAUAAGUCUUGGUCAUUAUAUUGUCAGCCAGACUUGUUCUCAUUUGUCCACAACAACAUAAGAACCUCCAUCUCAGCUCGUGUUCCCUCCAGAGUAGGAGUGUACCUGGAUCACAGAGCAGGUGUUCUGUCCUUCUACAGCGUCUCUGAAAGCAUGACUCUCCUCCACAGAGUCCAGACCACUUUCACUCAGACGCUCCAUGCUGGACUGAUUGUUGGUUAUGUUGGAGACACAGCAGAGUUGUGUAAAGUGAAGUAGUUCCUGAAACAAGUGAAAUGUUUGUUUUCAGUGAUUUCUCUGCUUUGGAUCAUCUAGAACUAAACGUUUGAACUGUUCAGAUUCUGUGGAGUCAUGUUUGGAGUCAGAAAUGGAGAGAAAUGAAAAUCUCUAGAAUGUGGAUUGGAGACAUUUUGGAACAUGAAUGUCAAACUUUUGGGAGUCCAAUCUGUUUUCUGGUGGUUUCUUUGAACUUUGGGAUUCCAAUGUUUUUGUGUUGUUGUCAUGGGAACUGAAGGAAGCUGCAACACAAAUGGAAUCAGUGAGGUCACCAUCCCAGACUUUCUCUGGUUUGUUCUCCACAGAAACACCAAGAGAAGAAGCUGAAGGAGAAGAUUGUGUUUGUGGAAAGAAGAACAUUUACAACUUUGUGUUCUUCCUGCUUCAUUUGACAACUUUGGAUUGUAGAUUUGUGUUUUCAUGUCUCUGUUUCUGAUCAUGUGAUGACAAUAAAAACCUCCUGAUUCUUUGGUCUCCA
Messenger RNA from Oryzias latipes (Japanese medaka), 2504 nucleotides. RefSeq names its product tripartite motif-containing protein 16-like. Gene Ontology annotation, molecular function: protein binding; zinc ion binding. The record is from RefSeq and is a predicted model, not a curated record. Lineage: Eukaryota; Metazoa; Chordata; Actinopteri; Beloniformes; Adrianichthyidae.